AUGUCGACGCUAGGCGAUAAUCUCUUUGUUGGCUCCUCCACGCAAGAAAACCUCGACGAAAAUCGCAUCGAAACAUUUUCGAUUACACCGCUUCCGUGCACGGUACAUGAAGCUGAGCAAAUCCUGUGGCGCUACGUCACAAACGAGGACACCUCGAGCGCUGGUAACGAGGCCUUCAACUUUACGACGCCUACGGCAGUUCAGUGCGCGGCGCAAGAGUGUCACGCCCGACCAGUCCCGCUCCUCGACGCAGGCAACUUCGUCUCUAGUCUAAAGUGGAACCAAGAGGUCCAGACAGAAGCGCUCAAGAAACAGAAAUAG
This is a messenger RNA of Phytophthora infestans T30-4, 321 nucleotides long. RefSeq lists its product as uncharacterized. Lineage: Eukaryota; Oomycota; Peronosporomycetes; Peronosporales; Peronosporaceae. The record is from RefSeq and is a predicted model, not a curated record. The transcript has 3 exons. Bases 1 to 321 code for a protein of 106 amino acids.